This is a messenger RNA of Odontomachus brunneus, 3779 nucleotides long. RefSeq names its product lipase 3-like. Gene Ontology annotation, biological process: lipid metabolic process. Gene Ontology annotation, molecular function: hydrolase activity, acting on ester bonds. Lineage: Eukaryota; Metazoa; Arthropoda; Insecta; Hymenoptera; Formicidae. The record is from RefSeq and is a predicted model, not a curated record. The coding region runs from base 746 to 2008 and encodes 420 amino acids. The transcript has 10 exons.
CAAGAUUAUAGCGUAGAUUUCAAGAUUACGUCUACGCGGAUUGUUUACGUAUUUUUUCACGGUAUGUACGCGAGAAGUUGACGAAAUCGACCUUGUUGUAUUAUAUACAAUGGCCUAGUUGUAGCAGUCGCUUUCGCAACGCAUGCCAAAGAUAAGAUAACGUAUUCUGGACUAAAGUUGGUAGCGAUUCCUCAAGCAAUUACAAACCAAUCAACAUUAACUAUCAAUACAUAACGUCAAUGUUAUAAUUUCUCACUCAACAAUGUAAAUGCGAUAUAACACGUGCGUUAUGCAAUAGUUACAUCCCAUAUAGCACAAAUCUCUAAAAGACUUCUUAAAGAAUUUCAAAAGUGUUCUAGAGGACUUAAGAACUCUUUUGAAACUCUUUAAGAAGUCUUUUAGAGAUUUGUGCUAUAUGGGACUGUUCAGUGGAAAAUUGGAACAUAUAUAUUGAUGUAAUGUUACUGUUAGUUGGUAUUUACCCGGUACACAUUACGCACUUGUGAUAAGAGAGACUGCGAGUCUUGUCCGCACUUAAAUCUUAAAGUGCCGAAGAUAGCAAGCAGAAGAACAGCAUUCAUUCAUUUCCACGAUGUGUAAUCGCACGAAGCAUCUGACACCGCUCCAUCAUUGCCAUUCUCCAUGGCGGUUAUUUCUGCGUUAAGGAUCAAGGAUACAGACCUAGCAAGCAGAGAACGUAAAUUCACAUUAUCGUGUAAACUCGCGACGAUGCAUAUAUAUAUAAAUGCACAUGAGUGAAAUUUUCGAUUCUCUGUCGCUGAAGAACAUCACGAUGUUGUCGACACGACGACGAAUUUUCGUAAUAAUCACUCUGCGCUGCUUCUCGUUAGCGAUCGCGUUUAGUAAAGCCGACGAUAAUCCUGAUAUUUCACUCACAACACCCGAAUUGGUGACGAAGUACAAAUAUCCUUUGGAGAUUCAUGAUGUCCUUACGGCGGAUGGAUACAUUUUGCAAUUGCAUCGUAUACCGCGUCCCCGAAAUGACAACAAAGCGAAUUCUAGGAUAAAAGCGCCGAUACUUUUGAUGCACGGUAUGGGAGGAAGCUCCGCCGGUUGGGUCCUUAUGGGUCCCGGCAAGUCUUUAGCAUACGUAUUAGCUGACGCUGGUUACGACGUGUGGCUUGGAAAUAACAGAGGCAACAUUUAUUCCAAAAAUCACACCUCGCUGUCGCCGUCAGAUCGAACUUUCUGGAACUUUAGUUAUCACGAGUUUGGCAUCUACGAUCUUCCGGCGAUUAUCGAUUACAUCUCCAACACAACAAGACACGAGAGAAUCCUCUACGUCGGCCACUCGGAGGGUACCACGCAAUUUUGGGUGAUGGCAUCGGAGAAACCCGAAUACAACUCGAAGAUCAUCCUAAUGAUCGCACUGGCUCCCGCGGCUUUCACCGCCAACAUCCGCGGGCCGAUCACUAAACUCGCUAAGUUGACGUAUCUUGGCGUGUGGAUUGGCGAGACUUUCGGCUAUCCCGAAUUUGGUUCUCGGUCCGACUGGGGAAAAUUCGUGUCGAAUUUAUUCUGCCAGAACGCGGCGCCCACGCAAUUCAUCUGCAGCAACCUCCUGUUCUUGAUAGCGGGAUUUAGUCGGGAGGAGUUAAAUACGGAAAACUUGACGGUAAUUAUAGGCCAUGUGCCAGCUGGUGCUUCCUGGAAACAGUUCGUUCAUUAUGGACAAGGAUAUAUUAAUGGACAUUUUAGUCAAUACGACUACGGCAAUGACGAGAAAAAUCUGCAAGAGUACAAUUCAACGACACCACCGGAUUAUCAAUUGGAGAAAAUUACAACACCGAUCGCUCUCUUCAGCAGCGACAACGAUUGGCUAGCAACUACAAAAGACGUGGAACUUCUGGCUGCGAGGCUCAACAGUGUCGUGCUGCACUACAAAAUCCCCAUGAACAACUUUAAUCACUACGACUUCAUAUGGGGCAAGUCUUCCUUGCAGAUGGUGUCCCGACCUAUUCUGCAACUGUUGGCCCAAUAUCAAUAGCGGAGUCGUUGCUGAGAGUAAAGAGACCGCCAACGACAGAGUUUUACUGAGAGAGAUACAAUAAAAACGUAUAACGAAUCGGUCUAAUUUAUUGUUAUUAUUAGUGUCAUUAAUACGUUGCGUUUACAUAUGUAUAUAUGUAUAGUCUGUACUUGUCUAAUCCAUUCGCCGCGUCGGACGUAGCACUAUCGAAGAAAUCCGCAUCGCAAAGUAACUUCGAUUAGUGUGUCUCGACGUAAUAACCGCCGUUCUCUAUAUAUACAUUUAUACAAACUCUGUUUAGUCAAUCAAUCCAUGACUGCAAUUUCUCGCACGAUGCAUCGGACCAGCCUAUAAUUAUAAACUUAUACCUUUUCUCUCUCUUUCUCUCUAAUCGCACUUGAGCAACGCCCGUAAAAGAUCAUCCGCUCUCGUAAAACGUCGUGCCGAUGAGCUGCGGUACGCUCAUCCUGGAAGAAAUGGACGUUUCGCCCGAUCGCGGCUGACGCUUGAAGCGAUUAAUCCUGAUUUCUUUCGCGUGCUCCGCAUUUUUAACGUGAUUAGAGUUAUAUACGUGGUAGUCUAUGUAAACUUACACCUUAAUCGUUUAGUAUAUCUCGUUAAAGUUACCCAUGCGGGAAUAUGAAUGAGCUAGCUUACGAACAGUUUUACCAUCAUGUGCGAUUUGCGGUUGAUUAUCGUAUAUGCCGCAUAAACUUUGAAAUUUUCUUGCAAUUAUUGGCGGUUUUGUCCAAUGUGAACGUAUUGCAAAGACAGUUAAAUGACAAUUAAAUGCAAGUUGGCUAACUUAAUUACUCAAUUUUAACGCGUUUCUUUGUUUUAAUUUGCGGUAUUUUUCAGACCGAAGACUAUAUUAAUAGUAAAUCAAUCGCACAGAUUCUCGAAAUUGCUCGUCGAGCUGGCUGCACAUAAUGUAUAACAAUGUACAUAGUUUUAUAUCGCAUGAUAUGUAUUAGUUUAUGUUAGAAUAGGUCGGAUGGAAAUUGUCGGGAAACUUCCCGCGCGAUUUACGUGAAAAUUUAUGAAUCGUCCUCGAUUACAGUGAAAUUGCAUUUAUCGAAACAAAUGGAAUCUCACCGUAGCCGUAUGCAUCGCCUACGCAUGUAUACCGGUGAAAAAUUGCGCACAAACUAUAAUCGAUAUUUUAUUUGAGCUCACGCGUUGGCCACUCGAGGUUACCACCCAAAACGAUCUAUCUUCGCAGUAAAAACAUCUCAAUCUCCUAAUUAGUUUUCAUAAAAUUCGACGAUACAUAAAUCUCGGACAACGAAUUUAUCGAUAAUAUUAGUGUAACUAUAAAAUGUAUCUCGAUAGUAUAAUCACGCUAUUCUAACGUAUUUCAAUAUUACAACAAUCAUAAUUUCAUAUUUUUAUUUUAACGGGAUAAUAUAUCGCGAUAUAGGAGAACUUGCGAACAAGACUACGUAGCAGCGGAUACAGUAGAAUUAAAGCUAAAAUGUACCUCUUCCACCACCACGCGAUCAGGCGAAAUUGUCAUAUCUCCGAUAAAAACAAUCAGAUGUAGAUUAUGACAGUAAAAAAGAGCAAAGGACAGAUAUUUUAAAUCUUUUUACAUUGACUAUAUUCUAAUUUUUUAGAUUUCUUAAACACAGAUGUUGCUGUUAUAAAGCAAAGAUUUAUAAGUAAAUUAGAGGUGCCAGUUAAUGUAAAGCUUAAAUUCUUGAAAGAGAAAGUAGAAAGCAAAUAUUACAGCACAUCAUAGUGAUACACACAAACAUUACAUCAUAGUAAUUUUAUUAAAAAAAAAAAA